AUGAGGAUAGCAGAAAAAAUGAAGAAACUACCACAUAUUAUAGUGGCUUUAUUUCUGCUCAUCACGCCCGCAUCUCGAGGCAAGCCAGUAACUUCACGUAAGUUUCUUUAUACUGUUAUAUCGCAGUAUUAUAAUUACAGCAGGUACAGACUACAGUAGAAGUUUGCAAAGCAGGAUCUUCAGACACCUUCAGACAUUGAGUACCUUUGUUGUUUAUACUUGAGCUUUACUCUAUGACUUUAAGAAUUAAUCAGGAGAACGUUUUUAUUAAUUGUGUAGCACCCAUUCCGUCUCCAAUUUUUUCUUUAAGACAGUUCAUUGAGUAUUGUGUUAAUAUGUUAGGUCCUAUAUUUUUCUCCCCAACAACAACUAAUAAAAUAAAAAUCAAACUCUACUAAGUACUGUGAUGGCAGUUGUUGGAAACAUUUUUAUGGUUAUUCAUUUGGCUUGUAGUAUUUGUAAUGAAGAGAAACAGACACAAGUACAUAUAUGUACGGUUUUUUUGUACACUAACAUUGACUGUCACUCAGCAUCAGACUAUCGUUUCUAGUUUUCUAUUUAUGUUUAAAUCAAUCAAAAUAUUUAAUGAAGCUGUCUAACCAACUAACUAUACUUAACUAAAAUAUACAUGUAGGCCCUUGCAUGAGGAUCUAGAGGUUAACCCUACGAUUUGAACUCCCUAAGAUAAUUAGUCACUAUAUUAAAAAGUUAUACUUAAAGAUUGGGUAUUCGAUAUUUUAUUUCUAAAACCUGACAAAACAUGAACAGCAGGUGAAGGGUGGAUAUUAUAAUUUAUAAAAUUAGGUCCAUUCCAGAAUAAAGUUUAAAGUUCGAAUGCAAUUAAUUUAGUUUAGUUAACAUCUGUAUUUUGUACUGCAGACAUUGAGACGGACAAGGACGAACCAUGACCUUACGACUGAUGACUUCAUAUCACGAAGAACGACCAGUGAACAAGUUUUCAAUAUGACUGGACAACCACUGAACCGAUUAACCAACCAACUGAACCGUUGACAACUCUCAAGCAAACGACAUUAUUGACUGCUCAAGCGCGAUUGUAAUAGCAAUUCAUGCGACUUGUUUAAGGCUUAACUCCUUAAGCUUUAUUUAGUUGAGACCUAGUACACACAUGUACAAAUCUCACAUCUUGCAGUGAGUUGUGAACAAUUUGAAUUCUCAACAGGCUUGUAGCAGGCUUGUGAACAAGUUGUAAAAUUAUGUUGUUAUUAGAAAGUUUGAGCAAGACACAAAAAUAUCAAGUGCGUCUUCGUACUGUAUUUGUUGCCUUGCUCAAACUUUGCUGCUGCAAAAGUUGCUCCAAGGUUGUAUUUUCAUAACCGACUUGUGAAUAAGUUGCUAAUUCCAGGAUGGUGACAAAUUGUUGCAUCUGUUGACUUUGUAGCAACGUCUCAACUUGCCAGGCCUUUUUUAAGGAUUUUCCCGUGUGGUGGUGGCAUUUUAUGAAAAGGGACCUUUCUAUGACAUAAUAUAUUAGAGAGGGAUAGCCAUGGCCCAAGGCCCCGUGCGUGGCCGGCAUACCACGCAUGAAUAGGGAGGUCUGAGGGUCAUACUCCCAUGUUUGAAAUUUGAAGCCCGGAAAUGUCAUUUCCUGCAUUUCGAGCAUCCAAAUUUGCUUUAAAAUUUAUGCUAACUAUACUUGUUUUUGAAAUAAAAGAAGGAAAAAACGCAUUAACAAUAAUUUGUCAUUACUUAGUGUUAGAUAAACGUAACAAUUUAAGUCGAUUUUGUUAAACAAGGACAAAGGAUGAGGCAUAAAACUUACUUUCCGUUUAUCUAUUUGUUAUUUUUCGCUUUUAUUUGUUUGUAUAAAUUUAGGAAAAAGGGACUUUUCCUGGGGGGAUGUGAUUUCAGGGGGGGCACAAGGGGGUUGAAGGGGCAUUUGCCCCACCACACCCCAACUUUAUGUCAAAAAGACCCUGCAACUUGCUGCUGAUAUAGACACUUAAUAGCAAGUCUGCUGCAGGUUUUAACAUGCAACUUGUGCGUUUUUAUGUAUGUAUACUUAACUAUUUGACUGAUUUUCUUUGCAAUAAUAUUCAGCAAAACUAUUGGUUGGAAUAUCUCGGUAUCGGGAUCUCAAACGAUAAGAACCUGUACGAUUUGGGAUAUUAAGAUCCACAUUCCUACGCCCUAAAAUAUUAACUGACUUGGUAUAAUUACAAUGAUUACUGUAAAAAAUUUUCUUUACAAUACAAUUUUAAUUUACAAUUACAGACUAUUUGUUACUUAUUGAAACCAAAUAUAUGAGCCAUACCUUGAACAGUUCGCAGCUACACUGACUAAAUUCAACAAUCAAUGACUUUCCGGUAUCUUUAUGAAUUAUGGCUUGGGUCUUGCCGUUCCCAGGGCUUCUCGUUCCCAGGGCUUCCCGUAGUAAGCUGAAGUAAGGCCAUAUUCAAAUUGUUAUCGGAUGCACAAACCACAUACAGAAGGGCCACUUACGUCGGGUUUGAAGUUUCUGUCCUCGCGCAUGUCGCAUUACGCAUGUUGGCCGCCAUUUUCCUAGCCAGUCAAUGGCAUUUUUUGGCCAAUAAACACGUACUAGCUGUGAGGAUACGUUGCACCGCUGAGUUACAUUGAAUUCAGUUGAGCUUUGUUACUGAUUUUUAUUCUGUUGCACAGACAUUGCGAGGUGUACAUUACAAAUUUGUAAUGUUCGUAGCAAACUUAGCACGAAGUCUCGAUGACCUAGUUCAAAGGAAGAAAAUUAUAACAGUGCGUACAUUAUCUUUCAAAGAACAGAAUCCAGGCAUAGCGGAUUAUAGAUCAUACCAGAUGUCUCACUGUGUAUCUAUCCCUAUGAUUUUCGUGUCAGCGAUUUUCGCGCGUGCGACACUUACUGCCAAAAUGCGUGAAUUACACUUACUGCCAAAAUGGCGGCCAACGCGUGUUCAUAAAAAAUUGCGGACACAAUUUUGGCUGAGUGAUUCAUCUGGUAUUAUCUAUCAUCUGUGAUCCAGGCCAGUGUUUCCGACCCACAAAAAUUUGUUUCAAAACUUGAUGAUACUUCGUUGAAAGUUCUUCGAUCUUGUCUAUUUUGUGUCGAUAUAUAUGUGAUCAAGUUUUCUGUAAUGAUUGUGGUUUCAAUCUCAUCUUCGCGCAUGCGCGGACGUUAGCUAUUGGAUCUUAAAAUCAAUUUUCAGUCCCGGUCUGGACCCUAGGGCUUUUAUUGCCCAAUCUUCCCCUGUGACAAAGCGCUUCAAUAGAAAUAGAUGUAGAGAAAAUAAAGCACUGCAAUAAAAAUAGAGAAAAUACACUCAAAUUUAUCACACGAGAAAUGCAUAAAGAGUAAGACAUGCAAUUUCAAUAUCGGUGUUAUGUAUAACUGAAAUAAAUUCGAUAUACCUUGACCGGAAAAUUCUCAAGUAAACCUCUGGGGGCUUAUUUAUUUCAGACCCGUUUAAAGGACGUUUUGUAGGGGAGGGGUAUGAAUAGAGAGGAGGCCUUUUUUAGCCGAAGUGAAGUGAGAAUAAGAAAGUACUAAACGUCCAUGAGUUAAAAUGUAGGAAUAGAAGUGUAAUCAGCAAAUCAGCACACAUAUAUUUCUUUGUUGUGAGUGGGUUCUGUAGAGUGGAGGUUGAAUAAGUUUUAUCCUCUAAAUGGGGUGGCUUAGUAGAGCCGGAGAGGGAAAGUUUAUUUGAGUGGAGUGGUCCUAAUAAAGGAUUACGGUAGUCUAUCAACCAGGGCGCUUAUAUAUUGGGUGGUGCAACGCUAGUAAUUUCAAUAAGAGCCUUGCUAUCGACAGCUAUGCUCAGUCUGUUCAUAUUAUAUACAUGAACUUGCGGUUAAAGCUCGACAACUGGACUCUGUAGCUUAAUUGGUUAGAGCACUGUACCGGAAUCGCAGGGCAGCAGGUUCGAUUCCUGCCGGGGACCUAAGUUGCAUUUUUCGCGGUUGUUCCUGUUCAGGACUAAUAAAUGUUGUAUAUAAAUUUCCACUCGAUAAUUUCCAUCUACAAAACCCUUCAACUAUUAUUCAAUCGAGUGAGAUGCCAUCAAAAUCUUGAUAUUUGCCCAUAACUUAACAUGGCAGUACCCUAGUAUAUACUGUAUACAUGAACUCGACAACUGCACUCUGUGGCUCAGUUGGUUCUCUAGCGCUGCACCGGAAUCGCAGGGCCCCAUGUUCGAUUCCUGCUGGAGGGCUAAUAGCAGUGGUGUCAAGUAACGAAGUAAAUGUACUUCGUUCCUGUACUUGAGUACUAUUUUUGAGAAGUUAGCAUGUAACAAAGUAAACUUUUUCUGGAGUACUUUUACUUGGAACGAUGUCGUUUUAAGAUGUAACGUUUUACUUCGUUAUUUUCAUUUUGUGGGGAAGUAUUUCGUUACUUUCUAACUGUUGUUUAAUUUUACGUGAUUUACUUUGAUUUUGGGAUAGGUAAUAGGACCUCUACAUGAGCCUGGGAUCUCUCGUUUGUGGCUUACUUAUAAGUAUUAUUUAUUUAAUGGGUUUCUUAUAUCUUCAACGGGGUCUGGAAAGUAGACCAUGUCGUGAAAUAUUGCAUAUUUAUAUUGCGUGUGAUGUUUUGUGUUUUUUUGUAUGUCAAUCCAUCAAUGGAGAGGUCCCCUCCCUACACGCUACAGACAAUAGUACUUUUACUUUGUACUUCAAGUAUUUUUUAAGGAUACUUUGGACUUUUUACUUAAGUACGUUUUGCCUCCAGUACUUUUUACUCUUACUCAAGUCGUUUUAUUGUCAAUUGCUUCCACUUUUACUCGAGUACAAAUUCAAAGUAAUUUAGGCACCACUGGCUAAUAGUUGCAUUAUUUGCAGCUGUUCCUGGUAAGUCUAAAUAAAUAUGUAUAAAAUUUACACUCCAAAUUUCCUCCUACACAAUCCUUCAACAUUACUCAUUAUUUCUGUUACACAACCCUGCAUGGUAAGUGUCAAUAUAUGCUGUCACUGACUGGUUUCAUUGUUAGCUUUAUUUCAUUUUGUUUUUCUUUAGACACUCAAAGCAAUGUAAUAUUAAAAGAAAAUACAGGAAAUGCUGAAUAUAGUAAAACAAAUGAACUUGACAAUAACACAUCUAAAAAUACUGGUCAUAAUAACCUACUAAGUGAUCUUGCGAGAAUAUCGAAAGAUGAAGAGACAAAUGCUGGAAAUAGACAGACAAUUGUUGGUACAGAAGUCAGUGCUGUCACUGUUAAGAACUCUAAGGCGAGUUCUGAGAAUUCUAAUAGUCGUACCAUAGUGACAGGCACACCUACUGUAACGGAGUCGCCUACUUCAAGUUAUGUCACCUCUUCUACUCCUACAAGUGUGACGACAGAUAGUGCAGGUACAUCAGCAAAUGCCGACAAUGACAUGAGCCUUGUAAGAUUAUCAGAACCAACUCAUAUUGAGUUAGGUAAGAGUAAAGAUGAAGAAAAUCCAUUUUCAAAAUUGAUAACAUCCAAUGAAAACGCUCCAGCAGAAGAAAAGUCGAAUGAUGCUGUGAAUAAACCACAAGAGCUCUCUCCUUUGAUAAGCGAGAGAACCGAGAGUGCUCCUGGUGAGAGUAGUGAGAACAAAGAAUCAGCUUUUACUACUUCAGUUCCUGCUGUUGAUGAAUCUAGACAGCAAGAAACUAAGUAUAAUGGUGAAACAAAAAAUGGGCAAACGGUGGAAGACAAUUCAUCAGCAAAUGUUCAAGAUGAUGGAGCAAAAUCUGGACUGGAAUCAAACAAUGCCAAUAAAGGUGUAAAGGAUGUUGCAACUGGUAAGAGUCUAUACACAUUUGUCAUAACACAUUUUCCUUGUUCAAAUUUUAAACCAUGGGACUUUAAUAUCGAAACAGUUGGUCUGUCGUCUUAGCUUUAUAUAUACAGUAGCAAUCAUUUCUGUAAACUGUCUUUUUGGUGGCCUUCGAAUUUUUUAUACGUACAGUACUGCAUCGUACACUUGUAUCUAUUCAAUGAAAAGAAAUAGUGAUACGGAAUUUGUUAAUAAAAUUUAAAUUUUGAGACACUAUAUUGAAAUGGGCAAAUUAAAAUUUUCCUUGAUAUGAGAUCCCAAUCUUGAAAUCCUUAUCGGAUGCUGCAUUCAAAUAAGACAUGAAGCAAUACAUAGUUAUCCUUUGGCGCUUUGGACUACAACGUAUAUAGCUUUAAGGUAUCCCCGAGCAAAGGCAAAGCGGAGAAGUCGAAUACGAGCGCGAAAGACUGCGGGGAAUCGCUAAAAAUUCAUUAAUUUGUUGGCGAUUCUCAGCAAGCCUUUCGCGCUCGUAUUCGACUUUUCCGCUUUGCUCGGGGACAACCUUAAUUGAAAUAGCUGUAUAGAAUAUUUACUGUACUUUUUAGAUCAUGUUGUUGUAUGUGCUGGUGAAAAACAAACCAUCUCAUGUCCAGCUGACACCGCUCUUAAUAUAACCAGUGCCGACUAUGGUUACGACAGUAACAGUGGUUGUCCUAUUGACAGUGGUUCAACAUCAUGUCAAGCUAAUGGUGUUUAUCCAGUUGUAAGAUCUGCUUGUCAAGGACAAGCUUCGUGUUUGCUACAGUCAGAUGGACAAGAAUUUGGUGGUAUGUGUCCUGGACAGAAUAAUUUUUUAAAAGUCGGAUAUUCUUGUCGAAACGGAGAACCAUCGUCUUCAUCUUAUUCAGUAUCUUCACCAGCAGCAGCAACAUCACCCCAAACGCCUGCAAGUAAGUGCCCUCGUUCUUCAUUACUUUUAUUUAGGUAUUAGUAGAUAAAGAUGUAGGGUAAUAAAGUCAAAAUUAAUGUGUUUUUGAAUGACAGUAUGACUAUAGUUUUCCCUACCAGACAUUUUAUACUAAUAAAUUAUUGUUCACUAAUUUUUCAUAUAGGUUCCUAUGCCUACCAAACCUCACCAUAUAUCCCACAUCCUGUACAGUCGACUCAACCAACAUCGUACUAUAAUAAUUAUGCCUACAAUCAGCCUAAGGCAAACAGCUACAGUAGUUAUGGUUACAACCAGCCCAAAUCAAACACUUACAAUACUGCAUACAUGAACGACAACAGUCCUGGAAAGACAAACUAUCCAUACAACGGUUACUAUAGAAACCAGAAUUAUUACAACUAUUAUAAUUCACCCAGUCGUGGUCGCCCUGCUCAACCAAUGCGAAAUCAGGCUCGGCCUCCCCCAACCAAUUAUUAUAGAUAUAAGCCAAGAUCACCACCUCGUAACCCAGCGAAACGUCCUCGGCCAGCUGCGCGUCCACAACCACCAAGAAAUAACUACGGUAGUCUGGUAAACGCACAAUAUCGAGACUACAGUAACAGAUACCUUCAACGCAACUACAAUAAUUAUUACAACAACAAAAAUACUUACUAUCACACAAGGCCCGGUUACUAUAAUACAAGAAGAAGUUACUACGGCAGAAGAAAUUAUGACCAGCGAAAUUCACCAUACAGGCAGACGAACAGUGGUCCGCAGUACCCACGUAAUUCGUACUUGGGCUCAUGUUAUGCAUGUCAGAACUGCCAACAGUGUUCAGAACAAGCGUAUUGCCAAGGUUGCCCCAAAUGCAAAGAAUUGCCGUGUAAUAAGAAGCCGCCAAAAGAAGAGAGGUACAUGGACCCUAUUGAUAGUUUGGUUGAGGAAUUUGGAAAGAAAACUAAAGGUAUGAUUGUUAGUUAAGGCCCACACAGACUGAGCGCGAUUCGGAAACGCGACGCGAAUUUUCAGUUUAUAAAACAAAUAAAACCGUCAACGGAUAAAAAUUUACAAGAUAUGCAGACCAAAUAGCUAAAAUUGCUUAAGCGGUUCCAAAUAUUUGAAAAACAUAGAAAAAUAGUAAAGUUAAAUGUGAUUGAAAAUUGAAAAUUCGCGUCGCGUUGCCAAACGCGUCCGGUCUGUAUAGGCCUUUAAUCUGGUAACUGCAUCCUCCACUGGCCCCUGUUACCCAUGAAAUUUCACAUACAAAUUCUGCGGGCCAGAUCUGGUAACAUGGAAAAGGACUGGGACUAAUUGUAGAUUAAAAUUACCGAAUGUGUUGUCUAAUGUAUUGGACUUGGUACCCCCAUUUUAUGAUAGAAUCAUGCUUUUUAUCAUUAAUUUAAAGGCUGGUUUACACUAUCGACGUUUCUGUGAUCACAGUCGGAAUUUUGUAUGGGACUGGUGAGGUAAAUUGUACGUGUUGAAGGAUUGUAAUAAAUGCUUCAGGACACUGACUCGUGUGUUAACAUUGACUCAGUUCCAUCAAACAUUUCUUACAAAUCCUUAUUUUAUUUUACUUAUUAAAAAUUAUUUUGUCCUAUGUCCACUUUUUGGUAAUAGGACAUAGGACAAAAUAAUUCUAACCUGACGCUAUGCAAAAUUCGUACCGUGAUCAAUAUGAAACUUUGAUAGUGUAAACCAGCGUUAAGAGAUUUUGGAAGUUUUAUUACUAGUUUCAAUAAACGACAAGGAAACGAACUGAUAAGUAUAGCUAAAAUUAAUUUUUAUUUUCUAUUUGCCCAACGUCAAUCAAUUGGAACUGAUGAUUUUUCCUUUUAAAGAUUACCAACUGGAGUGAAAAUUAAAAACGACAACGAUAUGUUUUAUUUUUAACAUGUAGGAAUGACUCCGAUGGAAAUGUCAGCAGUAGUGAUUUCGCCAGCUCCCAAGGUUCCAGAGAUCGCUCAUUCUCUGCCACUUCAACCUCCACCCAAGCCUCUUGAAGAAGACGACGAUGAUGACGACGACAGUGAUGAAAAUGAAUUUACAUUAUCUGAAGAUGAAAGCAAUAAUCAUGAAAUCGAAGAUCAUGAAAGUACCGAGAGUCAAAAGAAAACGUCGGUGUCAACAUCUAACUCCAGGUAGGUUUUCAUUUCUUCUGACUGUUGUGAUCUAUCUGGCAGAAUAGGAAUACUUUAAAUUUCCUCUAUUUGUUUUUAGUAUAAUUUCAGUAUUGAAAAAUGGCCUUUGAGUAUUCUGAUUGGCUCCCUCAGCAGUAACUCUGAGGCAAUAGUUACUGCUUAGACUGCUCGGAUCGGUAAUCGGCUCAUCACUAACUAUAAUUCCCGCCAAAGUUUCCCUUUUUCCAAUGGAGAAAUUCAUACGACAGCACUGAGUGGUAAUUUUGUUAUCUCGACGAUCACGCAGUAGCUUGCCUCAAAUGAAUAAGAAGAUCGAGUCUGAUGAAAAUAUAAUUGGAUUUUUGAAAUAUUAAGAACGAACUGAGCUUUGUACUUCAGUCAGCCUUCCCCAUUUUACUUAACGGCCCUGACGUUCGUCCUACGUCCCAGAGUAUGUUCCCCUCCGUAAACAUGUCGUUGCUAUCGAUUCGACCGGCCCGAUCAACCAUAUCGCACCCCCGUAUAUGCCAGUGUAGGGCUCGAUCCACCCUACCGGUUCAAACCUCUUUGGCUCUUUCCCUCCUCGAUCGUCUCUGUCGCUGCACAUUUUAUACACGUCCAACUAGUCACAGAGCUGGCGUUUCAUAGACCACCAAGCAUCUCCACUUCUUCUGGAAGUGUGAUUGUAGUACACUCGGCACUCGAGAACAGCUAGAUAAAAGUAACUCGGUUAUGUAGUUGAAUACCAAAGUGUCCACAUGACCGUAAAGGACUAAAAACGCCAAUGCUUGACCCACGCUCAUGGCCUCGGUCAAAUUGCCUCAACGGUACUACAACCCUCCAAUAAACUCGCCAGAUUGGCAUAACGUGUUACUGGGUAUAGAUAGUUAACUAAUACUAAAUUUUUAAUUGUAUAGUGUGCAUUCUGCAAAACACAAGCAAUCAAAAGACAAAGCGAAGCAAGGUGAAAAGAGAAAUAAGAUAUAUCACCGAAAACCCCAAAUCAAUAAAAUUUACGACGACGACGAUGAUGAAGAUGGUUAUGAUUUAAAAGUUUAUCAAAAUUUGUUGAAGAAACCAAAGAAAAGUAAAAUUCGUCGCCAUAAAAAUGCUCAUUCCAAGAGAAGGAAGUCAAGAAAGCGUCUUCACAAACGUUGGUAUGAUGAAAAUCUGUCAGAAGUUACCGGAGAAAAUGAUUUUGAUAUAGGGGGAAAUGAAGACAGACCUGUUCAAAGCCCGUAUUAUUAUGAUGGUGCUAUGUUUUGGUAAAAUAGUUUGAAGUAUUCACUAUAAAUACUGUAAUGAACAGGUUGAUAGACAUGUGGAGAUUUUUGUCAGAACUCUACAAUUAAUCAAUAUGACUAUUACUUCCAAUCUCAUUGACCAAUCUCAUGUGAGAAAUAGUCCGUAAAUUGACGAAAUACGUUUUGAAGAAUACGUCUAACGUGUUCUUUCAAACGAAACACUAAGGUUCAUUACGACUUAGUGAGAUGGAUAAAGAAACUUUUGUAUAUAACAAGGCAAUAGCACACUGUAAAUUUAAAAGAGUCAACAUGAAGUCAAAAGAGUCGCUGUGGAAUCCUAUUUGGUUCACCCUAGAACGACUCUUUUGAGUUCAUUUCAACUCUUUUGAAUGUACAGUGCAUAAUUGUAAUAAUACAGUGCAUCGCAUCUUGUUUGACCUGGUUCCUGUAACAUUCUUGAAUUUGGAAAUUUAGCAUUUGUGAAAGCUAAAUGUCGAAUUGACCCAAAAACCAUGGAAAGUACGUCACCUUACGGCCUGUCUACGCGAUUCGAUUAGCCGUAUAGGUUUGUCAUUCUGGCGUAUGAAAAUUACUGCCAGAAUUCCUAUUCAUUCAGUUUAUGGCGAAAUUUAUUUAGGCGUGUUUAUUCGAUUAUAGCAAAAGCGACCUCACACGCUUUCCUUUAAAGGUGUAUCCGGGUUGCGGGGUUGGUUAAGUGUAGUGAAUAUAAUUCCUCAGUUUUGGCACAUUUCCCAAGUUAUAUAGGAAUUUAUUGCAUGUUUGCUAAUUUGUUUCCAGCAGACCAUGUACAAAUAUGCAUAGACUAUAGUUUAACUUUGAGCUCAAUUAAUGUAAAUGGUCAGACAAGAUUAGCCUCCACCCGCGGGCAUCGCCUUUAGAUUGGCGGGAAGAAUUUGGUUGCUGGUUUCUAAACCCAAAUAACCCAUGACAGGUGAAUUACGAGAUGCCUGCGGAAGAGGUUACGAUAUGUAGUGUAAAUAUCGCUUGAUCGUGAAGAAAAAUGUACAUUGUUUUUUAAUAAAUUGUAACUGCGAAG
Messenger RNA from Paramuricea clavata, 11040 nucleotides. Lineage: Eukaryota; Metazoa; Cnidaria; Anthozoa; Malacalcyonacea; Plexauridae. The record is from the annotation of a GenBank genome assembly.